GCGAUAGUUUCUUAACAAUUUUUAGCACGAAUAACUUGCCUUUGACGUACACUGCUUACAACUGCGGAGUUGCCCCCACUAGAAUAAGAGGUAGCUGUAAAAGACUUGUAAAAUGGGAGGACAGACGGAGGUUAAGAAGGAAGAAGGGGAAGUAUCUCUGCAAAACAUUCUAGAACAAGAAUUACAAGAAAACGACGCACUUCAAGUGCCACCAAUAAAUCCAGAGCAAAUCGAUGUACCUCAACAAUUUGAUCCACAACAGCAGCAAGAAAACGAACCACUUCAAGCUUUGCAGAUAGAUCCAGAGCCUGAGGUAGCAGAACAACCAGAGGGAAUUCCCCAAGCUAUGCAAGAAGGUCCAGAGGAGGAGGCAGAACAUGAGGAAGGAAUUUCUCAGGAUUUUCAAGGGGAUCCAGAACCUGAGGUAGAACCACAAGGGGAAGAAGUUCUCCAGGUUUUGCAAGGAGGUCCUGAGACUGAAGCAGGAGAACAAGAGGAAUUAUUUAACCAGGCUUUGCAAAUAGGUCCAGAACUUGAAGUAGAAGAGGGAGUCCUUGCUUUGCAAGGCUAUCCAGAGCCUGAGGUUGGAGAACAAGAGCAAGGAGCCCCACGGAUUUUGCAAGCAUAUUCAGAGUCUGAGGUAGAACAACAAGAGGAAAGAGAUCCCCAGGCUUUGCAAAGACAUCCAGAGCCUGAAGUAGGAAAACGAGAGGAGAAAAGAGGUCCAGAAGCUGAAGUAGAACAAGAAAGAGCUUCUCAUGUUUUUCAGGAUUCGAGAAGAGAAAUUUUACACCAAAUGCCGCAUCAUAGCAUUAUGCUUAUGGCUUCUGAGCUUUAUCGAUCAUCAAGGGAAGAAGCCAAUAGAGAAAUUUUACAGCAAAUUUCGCAACAUAUUGUACCUAUGGCAUUUGAACUUCUUCGAGCAUCAUGGGAAGAAGCCAGAAGGGAAAUUCUACAGCAAAAUUCGCAACAUAAUGUUGUGCCUAUGGCGUUUGAAUUUCUUCGACCAUCAUGGGAAGAAGCUAGAAGGGAAAUUUUAUCUUUAAACUACGAACAAGCAGAAAUUAGAAUUGCAAAUAUCAUGCCUAUUGAUGUGAUUGACAUUGCAAGACAAGAGUUAAACGCUUAUCAGAGAAAUCAGACAGUAUUGUUAGAAUACAUUUUGAGACUAAUAUUUAGAGUGCAAUUUGGAACAUUGACCCAUUUUUCGCCUAUGGAAGCUCCACCACCAUUGUUAGCACUGGAAGCUCCACCACCAUUGUUAGCACUGGAAGCUCCACCACCAUUGUUAGCACUGGAAGCUCCACCACCAUUGUUAGCACUGGAAGCUCCACCACCAUUGUUAGCACUGGAAGCUCCACCACCAUUGUUAGCACUGGAAGCUCCACCACCGUUGCUAGCUCUGGAAGCUCCACCACCGUUGCUAGCUCUGGAGGUUCCGCUAUCGUUGCUAGCUUUGGAGGCUCCGUUACAGUUAUUGGCCUUGCAUAGGCAAUCCCUUUUAUCGUUUUCGGAGGGAUUCUUUUUAUCAGUUCUUGAUGUUCGAUCCCUUUUGCCAACCUCGGAUGUGCGAUCCCUUUUGCCGACCCCGGAUGUGCGAUCCCUUUUGCCGACCCCGGAUGUGCGAUCCCUUUUGCCGACCCCGGAUGUGCGAUCCCUUUUGCCGACCCCGGAUGUGCGAUCCCUUUUGCCGACCCCGGAUGUGCGAUCCCUGUUGCCGACCCCGGAUGUGCGAUCCCUGUUGCCGACCCCGGAUGUGCGAUCCCUGUUGCCGACCCCGGAUGUGCGAUCCCUGUUGCCGACCCCGGAUGUGCGAUCCCUGUUGCCGACCCCGGAUGUGCGAUCCCUGUUGCCGACCCCGGAUGUGCGAUCCCUGUUGCCGACCCCGGAUGUGCGAUCCCUGUUGUCGACUCCGGAUGUGCGAUCCCUGUUGUCGACUCCGGAUGUGCGAUCCCUGUUGUCGACUCCGGAUGUGCGAUCCCUGUUGUCGACUCCGGAUGUGCGAUCCCUGUUGUCGACUCCGGAUGUGCGAUCCCUGUUGUCGACUCCGGAUGUGCGAUCCCUGUUGUCGACUCCGGAUGUGCGAUCCCUGUUGUCGACUCCGGAUAAAAAGGGUAGAUCUACAAGAGCCAUCAGAGUUUGUAUCGGUGCGGGGACGGGAACCAGCCGAGGCGCUUGCUGUGCGGCCUAA
Molecule: messenger RNA, 2191 nt
Organism: Argiope bruennichi
Lineage: Eukaryota; Metazoa; Arthropoda; Arachnida; Araneae; Araneidae
Product: YLP motif-containing protein 1-like
Exons: 4
Coding region: 113-2191 (692 amino acids)
Source: RefSeq, a predicted model, not a curated record